Molecule: messenger RNA, 1508 nt
Organism: Drosophila teissieri
Lineage: Eukaryota; Metazoa; Arthropoda; Insecta; Diptera; Drosophilidae
Gene: Phax
Product: phosphorylated adapter RNA export protein
Exons: 5
Coding region: 75-1436 (453 amino acids)
Biological process (GO): snRNA export from nucleus
Cellular component (GO): nucleus
Source: RefSeq, a predicted model, not a curated record
UCUGCCGCUCAGUGUUGCACAAACAGCUGCACUUUGGGCGACGAUUUUCUCUCGUCUCGACUCGCCUGAAAAAAAUGAUGGAACUGCACUCGAAUGAUGUUGAGCUGGAGGACGGCGAGCUAUCGGAGAGCGACGAUGAUGGCGUUUACACGCCGCUGCAGCGACCUGCAGGUGCGGAGAAGGUGGCCAGUCCCCUUACCACCUGCCACCAGAUCCAGACGGCGCUGGAGGACGAAUCACAAAGCAACAGCGACUCCUCGACGGCGGAAUCUUCCGAGGACGGGUGCAUCAAAAAGCUGCGCACGGAUUCCAGCGGACCCGGUGGCCACAAGAAGCAGAAAAAGCGAAUUCGGCGCACGGUAAUGCGACGCGUUCCACCCACGGAUGCUGAGAUGCAGCCGAAUCGAACCCGUUUUAAGAAGUACAACGUGUGGGCUUCCGCCCUGCAAGAGGAUGCGCUCAGCGAGAAUAUGCGUGGCUGCGAUGUUACCCGAAGUGGUCGGGAUCGAAAUGUAGAGAACUACGACUUCUCACUGCGAUAUCGGCUUAACGGCGAGAACAGCCUAAAGCGACGACUCUCAAACUCCUCGGAAGACGGCGGUGAAUUUUCCCAUCCAGCCCAGAAAAGGGGAAGACCUUCUAGUCGGCCCAUCACCGGGAAUCAACAACGCGGGUUGGUCAAAAGUAGACUCGGACACCGGUCACGUCGUGGCACAUCCUCAGCCAGCGGAUCAUCCGAUUCCUGCGAGCCCAGACACAUUCUGGACUUAAACGAAGUGGGUGAGAGGGAUCCUUCGGAUGUAGCUAACGAAAUGGCCACCAAACUGUACGAAGAUAAGGACGAGUUACUUGUUCGAGUUGUGGAGGUCCUUGGCAUAGAUUUGUGCUUAGAGAUCUACAAAGAAACUCAGCGCAUUGAAGCCGAUGGCGGCAUGAUGAUCAAAAACGGCAACCGGAGACGUACACCAGGCGGUGUAUUCUUGUUCCUGCUAAAGCACCACGAUAACAUUACUCAGGAGCAGCAGAAGCGCAUUUUUAGUGAGGAUCGCCAGAGCCUAAGCAAGUCGCGAAAGCAGAUCGAAACGCUGAUGCGGGACCGAAAGGUAGAGGAGUUAAAGAAGUGCCUCAGCAAGCAGGUCACAGAACUGCCCACGUUAAAUCAGCGCAAGGAGUACUACAUGCAGGGUGACGAGCAAAGGGAAGAUAAGCUACCGGGCAACUUGUCCAACCCGCCACCCUCCCCCGUUGGUGCUGGACAGGAGCAGGAUAGCCCUGAGUACAGAACCCACGAGAUCAACAUAAACCUUGUGGACAACGCCGAACUUCCCUCCACAUCCAAAGCAGCAGCGGCGGCUCAGGGAGCGCCACUGAAGGAUUUAAUCAGCUACGACGACGACUUUCUGAGCGUUAAUUGCGGGGACAUGGACUUUUUCUAGGCCCACGCCAAGCGUCGGGCCCCUUUUAUACCAUACUUGCAUAGAUAGACCCAUAUUUGUACAAUUAAAUAA